GAAAGGACUUCUUCCACUCAAAGUUAAAAUGGACCAAAAAGAAUUCACCCAAGAGAAAAAUAAAACACAGAUUGACAGAACUGAGCCAAAAACUCACGUGAGGGACCAGUGGGCUACGAAAAUGGAGUUCAUCUUGGCAGUGGCUGGACACAUUGUGGGUCUUGGAAACGUUUGGAGAUUUCCCUACCUUUGCUACAAAAAUGGAGGAGGGGUUUUCUUCAUUCCCUAUAUUAUAUUCUUGUUCACCUGUGGCAUCCCCCUCUUCUUCCUUGAAACAUCUUUGGGUCAGUUCACCAGCCAGGGUGGAAUAACAUGUUGGAGGAAAAUAUGCCCUCUUUUUGAAGGCUUGGGAUAUGGAAGCCAAGUGGUCGUCUUGUACACUGGGGUAUACUAUAUUGUGAUUUUGGCCUGGACUUUUCUCUACCUGUUUUCAUCCUUCAGAGCUGAGCUGCCAUGGGUCAGCUGCAACAACAGCUGGAACACAGAUGCUUGUUUUGAGCACGGUCAGAAUGACACAUCUUCUCUGCACCUGUACACGAACACAACAUCUUCAGUGGUUCAGUUUUGGGAGAGGAGAAUCCUGGGGCUGUCAGAUGGGAUCGAUAACAUUGGAAGUGUUCGUUGGGAUCUGGCACUAUGUCUGCUUCUUGCUUGGGUGUUGUGUUAUUUCUGUGUCUGGAAUGGAGUUAAAACUACAGGAAAGGUGGUUUACUUCACAGCUACAUUUCCAUACGUGAUGCUAGCAGUGUUGCUUGUCCGUGGUCUGACUUUACCAGGAGCCAAAGAUGGAAUCGUUUUCUACCUCUACCCUGACCCAUCCCGCCUCGCUGACCCACAGGUAUGGAUGGAUGCAGGCAGCCAGAUUUUCUACUCCUAUGGAGUUUGCACAGGUGUUCUGACAUCUUUGGGAAGUUACAACAAAUACAGCAACAACUGUUACAGGGACUGUAUUUACCUAUGCCUCUUAAACAGCUUAACCAGCUUUGUAGCUGGCUUUGCAAUUUUCUCUGUUCUUGGUUUCAUGGCAAAAGAGCAGAAUGUGGAAAUUUCAAUGGUAGCUGAAUCAGGUCCAGGCUUGGCAUUUAUUGCUUAUCCUCGAGCUGUGGCAUUAAUGCCCCUACCUCAGCUUUGGGCAAUAUUCUUCUUUGUUAUGAUCGUCUUCUUGGGAUUAGAUAGUGAGUUUGUGUAUCAGGAGUCCUUGGUUACAACCAUCUCCGACAUGUUUCCCUCCUUCUUUCAAAAAACCCGCCGACGUAGACUUCUACUUCUCGGCAUUUGUGCAGGCGGUAUCCUGGUUGGUCUGGUGAUGGUAACUGAGGGAGGCCUUUAUGUUUUCCAGCUGUUUGACUACUAUGCCUGCAGUGGGAUGACACUUUUAUUUUUUGCUAUUCUUCAGUCCGUCUGUAUUGGAUGGGUUUAUGGUGCAGAACAACACUACGAUAAUAUACAGGAUAUGAUUGGUUAUCGCCCCUGGUCUUUCAUGAAAUAUUGCUGGAAAUACUUCACACCAGCUAUCUGUACUUUCACGUUUCUGUUCUCUGUGAUCAAACAUACGCCUCUAAAAUUUAACAACACGUAUGAAUACCCAUGGUGGGGAUACGCCUUGGGACUAUUCUUCACUCUUUCUUCGACGUUGCUUGUUCCACUUUGGAUGCUGUAUGUUGUAAUUGUCACUCCAGGAACACUUAAGCAGAGGCUGAAACAUCUCUGCACUCCAGUGAAGGUUGUACCACCUGAAACAGUAAAGAAAGAAUCAAACCCUGAAGCAUUUCGCUCGUUUACAGACUUGUCCACACUUCGUACAGUAGAGCAUCCAAACAGUACAGAGGGCAAAAUUCUGAGGUCAUCUAUAGUUUGAUCAAUCAAUCAAUCAAUCAAUCAAUCAAUCUAUCUAUCUAUCUAUCUAUCUAUCUAUCUAUCUAUCUAUCUAUCUAUCUAUCUAUCUAUCUAUCUGU
Messenger RNA from Cyprinodon variegatus (sheepshead minnow), 1955 nucleotides. RefSeq names its product sodium- and chloride-dependent GABA transporter 2-like (gene slc6a22.2). The transcript is spliced from 15 exons. NCBI's taxonomy places the organism in Eukaryota, Metazoa, Chordata, Actinopteri, Cyprinodontiformes, Cyprinodontidae. The record is from RefSeq and is a predicted model, not a curated record. Bases 29 to 1858 code for a protein of 609 amino acids. Gene Ontology annotation, biological process: sodium ion transmembrane transport. Gene Ontology annotation, cellular component: membrane.